AUGGGUGCCCGUGGGUACGAAGAGUCUAAGAUCAUCAGUUCUGCGUUAAAGAGUGCCAUCACAGUAGAGCAGGUGAAACGAGGAGGUCCAGCUGCGUUGAAUGAUAUGAUGUUCUUGACACGGGUACAUGCGCGCAGUGACGCCCUACACUGCACCGGGUCUGCACAUAGUACUACUAUGGCAACUGCAGUAUCCAUGUCGAUCUCCUUUGGCAUGCCUUUUGAACUAGCGAAUUUGUCGCCAGCAAUGACUCCAGUCGAUUCCAAGGCUGGGAUGGCAGGUGCAAUGGUCGUCGGCAGCGCCCAAGCUGACACGUUCCGCGGUGUGGUCCAUCGACAGGCACAUGGCAAGCACCUGCCUCUUCCUAGUGCUCCUAUUUGCCGCUUACCCAAUACAGAGCUUCAAACCCACCGUUCGAUCCAUACUACUACAAUGGUUGGCGCCGUCAGAUCCCUUGACGAGGUCAAGGCUGAUGCCCAACGUCAGUUGGAGGGUGAGAUGCAGGCAGAUGUGCCGCUCUCGCCCAAGCGACGCCCACAAAGCCUCAGAGAAGUUGGCAUGGCGGCCCCGCCGCAACAGUCGGCUCAUCGUGCCAGCGACCCCGGGGCAGACACGAGGCCAGUAGUCGCCAGACCGAUUUCCUUCCUGAACAUCUACCCCCAGACCCUGAUCCUUCGCGGGAAGUAUGUCAUGGUGCAGCGCCCAGUCGGCGAGACGAACUCACUGGAUUGCAUAUUUGAGCUGGACGCGCCUGCAGGGGAGUUGGACAGAGACCUGGGGCUCGUACUCAUGAGGAAGAGAGGUCACCUUGAUGCUGCCGCCGGCGCUGUUGUAUACCGCUUACACCGCACCCCGGACAAAGAGGCGAGGAACUUCCUGAUACCCCAGUACCGCGCCACCAAGGCCAGAGCCUGCCAAGAAUUGUCGCUGAACUACGGGCGCAUAAAGAGCAUGUUUGGGAAACAAUAUUUCAAAGUUGUCCUUCGAGAACAAGUAGGCAAGACCUACACGGUCCGAUCGCAAAAGAUUCUCAGCACGAAACAGCAUGAGGAAGACCUGGAAGACCGUAUCAUUGCUACAGAGCACUACAUGGUCCCGGGCAAUGCAGCAGAGCCACCACCUGAUGGGAAGCUCGUGAUACACCACCCUCUGACCGAGCAGGAGCGCGCUCAGCUCGUCGCAGUAUGGAUCUUGCGCAUCUGGGCCGACCGGGCUGGCCGAAUGACCGUGAGAAGGACCUGGAUGGAUUGGCUUCGGAAACUGACCGGCCAACCCACGCAAGCCCGCCAGGGCCGGGAUGACCACAACGAUGCCCAAAACCCCGUACAGCCAGCGCCAUGACCAGCCUGGAAAAGAAGAGGCCAACGCCAGACCCGCGAUGCUUCUCGGGUAUUAGUGGUGGCCGGUUCGAGCGGACGGCACCAGGCACUGUGCGUUGCCAGUUCCAGGGCAGACGGAAGAUAGAGGAGCCCAUGCACAGCGUCUAUGGCUGGGCAAUUCUCCGCGUUCUUUCACACCAGCGAUGUUUUAGAUGGGUAGUUACCAGCGUCAAUAUAUGUCCCACAGACUGAUUCUGCCAUCUUUGGCGCCCGCGGCCAUCCAGUGUGUGCGUUUGGCCUGGUG
Emericellopsis atlantica is the source of this 1623-nucleotide messenger RNA. RefSeq lists its product as uncharacterized. The record is from RefSeq and is a predicted model, not a curated record. Lineage: Eukaryota; Fungi; Ascomycota; Sordariomycetes; Hypocreales; Bionectriaceae. Bases 1 to 1341 code for a protein of 446 amino acids. The transcript has 4 exons.